Molecule: messenger RNA, 6228 nt
Organism: Besnoitia besnoiti
Lineage: Eukaryota; Apicomplexa; Conoidasida; Eucoccidiorida; Sarcocystidae
Product: putative histone kinase SNF1
Exons: 8
Coding region: 1-6228 (2075 amino acids)
Biological process (GO): intracellular signal transduction; protein phosphorylation
Cellular component (GO): cytoplasm
Molecular function (GO): ATP binding; protein serine/threonine kinase activity
Source: RefSeq, a predicted model, not a curated record
AUGUUCUGGCAUCAGCAGCGCCUAAAGCGCGUCGUUCACGGGCGGCCGACGCCUGAGGAGCCGCUCUCCGCUUGCUGCCCUGUCUCCACUCCGCAAUCUCCACUCGUCCCUGUGUCCUCCAACGCGGCAGGCCACUUUGCUCAGAAUCCACGUGCGAGUCUGGCGCGUUCUUGUACAUCUUCCGCGCCGCAGACCUCUCUCUCAGUUGGAGGGGUCCCGAGUUCUCUGUUGCACCAGGCCGUGUCCUGCGACGCAACCGCUGUUGGUGUAGGUACACGCUUGGUGACCCCCCCCCUUCGGAACGGCACGAUUCCGCCUUCUCCUGCGCACGUGUGGAACCUGGCUCGAGGAUCACUGCAGGAUACCGAGGAGAAAUCCACCACUACAGGGCGGGCGUGCACCUCGAGAUGCAAUUCAGGUCGAGUCUCCUGUGCGACGACGCCCGCUAGACAUGAAACUCCGGCCGUCAUCGGGGGGCACGGAACGCAGGCCGAGCUGCGAUACCAGUCCCCUCGCCCUGGGGCCUAUUCUGCUCGUGCCCCCUCCCCCUCUCCAGACCACCGGGUUGCGUGCGCGGGCCUCGGCAUGCCCGCCCGCCUCUGCGUCCCAAGCCGACUCCUUCCUCGUGGAUACACUGGCGCAGCCCAUGCCAGCCAGGAGAACGCAGGUGAUUUCCAUUCCUUGUUCUCUCAACCCCGGAUCCAGGAGGACGUUCUGGCGCUCCUUCACGCGCAAGGGACUCCGUCCUCUCGACUUGCCUCGCUCCAUUCGCUCGCUCCUCUCUGCACGGCUAGGUACCGCCCGUCCACGUCUCCGUACAGCCAAGACGGAAGUCAAACAGAUCGCCCGCGCUCUGUGGCGGUGCCGCUCGGGGCCCUGGCGACGCCGCCCCCUCGACAUGCCCAGGCGUCGGUCAGCGCCAGGUGUCCUCCGGCUGGCGGCAAUGCGGCCGCGUGUGAGCGAACCGUUGGGUUGCUAACUGGCGUCCUGCAUUCCGCCGCCGCAGGCCCAGACCAAGCUGUGGGCCUCAGAGACGGUCCCUUCUCUCGGCGCCCGUGCCCUCCAGCAGGUUGCACGUUUGCGCUCGCGGCGCAGCUCGAGGCAGGCGAGAGGGAGGCGUGGCUGUCUUUCACGAGCUCGCCCCAGGGCCCGCUAGCAGGCAGCUUCGGGCCAGCGAGGGAGAGCACCGAGCCGCCCGGGCGUCGUCUGGAUGUCGAGAGCACGUGUCCACCUUCUUCGGCAGGCGUCGCGUCUUCCAACUUUGUCGGCUCUUCCCCGCCCGCGAGCCGAUUCUCAGCCCCGCAUCAACCACGGCGCGAAGGCGCCGUCAGCUUCCAGGGGAGCCUGAGCCCAUUCCUGGCGUGCUCCACUGGUCACUGUCCCCCCCCCUUCGAUGCCUCGAGCUCCGUCGGAAGCCGUGUCCGCCCUCGCGCAGGUGACGGCAGAGCGGUUGAGGUCCUGAACUCAGCAGCGGGGAGCGUGCAUCUUCCUUCGCUCCCUCUGUCCUUCUCGGCAUCCGCUGCCGACUGCGCGGCACCUCCUCCCGGGCCUCCCUCCUCUGAAGCGCGGAGCUCCAUGACGUCUCGCCUCUUGCCAACAGCGGCAGCGGGGUCGUCUCUUGCAGGUCAGGGCGCGCGAAAGCUCGAUGGAGGAGCGCAGCUCCGUAUUGCGGUCUCGCCGAUUCGCUCCGCGCGUCUGGCCAAAGGCGGCUCUGUGAUUCGGGACCACCCGCUUCUGUCGUACAGACAGACGCAUGCAGGCCCCGAGGACCUCAGCGCCCUGCACACCCGCGCCGCGAGAAUGCCCGCGGCCGCACGGAAUCUGGGAGGCUCAGAGCCUCGAGGCAGCAGAGUUCGGCCUGCAGAUCCCUCUAGAAUGCGCGCCCCUCCGAGCGAGUGGCGCCUCUCGCAGACGUCUGCGGGCGGGGCUCCGCGCGAGGCCAAACGCAACAUGGGAAGGAGCGCUGCGCAGAUCGCCAGUGCCGCUCCGGUAAAAGGCAGCGAAACGGACCGAAGCGCAUGCAGGAAAAAGGGCGCAGCGACGACAGGAUCUUCGGGGGCGGGGCGGGCGGAGACUCUGUCGCACAGCAGCGGGGCCCUGACGAGUCGUCAGUCCGAGGAAGUCGGCAAGCGAAGCAUGGGUCAGUACACACUGGGGGAGACAAUUGGCGAGGGCACAUUCGGGAAAGUGAAACUCGGCGUCCACGUCGCGACGCAGGAACAAGUCGCCAUAAAGAUUCUCGAAAAAAGCCGAAUCAAGGAGGCCGACGACGUGGAAAGAGUCGUGCGAGAAAUCCACAUCCUCCAGACCGUCAAACACCCGCACGUUGUGCGCCUUUUUGAGAUCAUCGAGACUCAGCAGCACCUCUACUUGAUUAUGGAGUACGCGUCGGGGGGCGAGCUGUACGACUAUAUUGUAAACCGGCAACGCGUUGAGGAGAUGGAGGCGUGCAAGUUCUUCCGUCAGAUUCUCUCGGGAGUAGAGCAGAUCCAUGUUCUGAAGAUAUGCCACAGAGAUUUGAAGCCUGAAAACAUUCUGCUCGACGCGGAUUUGAACAUCAAGAUCGUCGACUUCGGCCUCUCAAACACCUACACGGGACGCUCAACACUGAAGACCGCCUGUGGAUCUCCUUCGUAUGCAGCCCCGGAGAUGAUUGAGGGAAAAGACUACGAGCCCCUUGCUGUCGAUGUGUGGAGCUGUGGAGUCAUUCUUUUCGCCCUUCUCGCGGGCUACCUUCCCUUCGAAGAUCGCUCCACCGACGGGCUCUACAGGAAAAUCAUCAAGGGAGACUUCGAGUGCCCCGAGUGGGUCUCUGACCUCGCUCAGGAUCUUCUUCGCAGGUUGCUCGAGACUGACCCCACAAAGAGACUAAGACCUGAAUGCAUCAAGCGCCACCCCUGGUAUAACCUCGUGACAGAAAGCGGUGACGUCUCUUUCAGUAUCGGCGGCUCCACGUCGCUGCCUUCGUCUUUCGCGCCUGGAGAGAAGCAAAGCAUCGCAGGAAGCUCUCGAGAGGGCGCGCAGGCGAGACUCGCGCCGUUGGCUGCUACGCCUGUCGCCGCGUCCGGCUGUGGAGUCCCGUUCUGUGGCAGCUGUGCGCAGUGGAUCAACGAGAUCGACCCAGAGGCGCCGCUGGCCGCAUCCAUUCUCUGUCAUAUGGUGCGGAUGGGAUUGGAUGCGCGGAAAGCCGUCGAGUCGCUUCGCAAAGGCGAACGCACCUCCCUCACUGCUGCCUACUUCCUUCUCCUCGCUAAAGCCAGUCGCGGCUCCGGGCGCGCCUCUCUGCUGAACACCGGCGCGACAGGAAAUAUGGCGAACGCAGAACCUGUGGCUGCGCCGUUGGAUCGUGCUCUCCCCAUUCCUUGUCUGCCUAGAGCAGGCGCCUCGCGUAAGGCGCGCCGCGCGGCCGUCGCUCCUCCAGAGGCAUCGGCAAAUUCCGCGAUCUCCGCGCACUCCGCCGCUGCCGCCUGCUUUCCCGCGUCGUUCUGUCUGUCAGCCUCACCCCGCGGCACUGCAGCGGCACGUAACGUCGCCGCCGUUUCGCAGCAUUCUCGCGUCUCUGAAGCAGCUCCUUCGCUUGCAAAGGCACCAGCAGACGCGGCAGUCCUUUCGGAUCUGCGCCCACGGGUGUGCUGCGAGCCGGCGGGAGGAGAGGCCAGGCAAACAGAGACAGCCACGUCAGCCCUGCCGCCUCCUGCCCCCCCCGCAUGCCGCGUUCCUGCGGUUGGGUUCGAGGGCCUCGGUGUGGACACUCGCAGCGGCCGCGAAGAAAAGGAGACUGGGCGCGCUGCCGGCGAGACGGAGACCGCUGCACCUGUCGCCACAGAGCUGGCGCGCGCCUACGUCAACCAGCAAGAUGCUGCGAAGCUGCACGCCGGCGGAGGGGACGUGAAGCCGAGCGGCCUUACUGAGCGGGGACUCACAGAAGAUGAGUACGGCUUCCUCGACUCCCGCCAGCGCAGCAGCAUGUCCGAUAGCACUGUCGCUUCCUCGUCUGCUGGCGUCCCCCUUACCAUCGUCAGCAAGAAAGGACUUGGCGCAUCGGAGAGGCAAGGCUUCGCAGCUCCAAGUGCCGGGGUCUCCACGUCCUCUUCGGGGUCGCGCCCAGCGGCAGCAAGCAAGGCGUCCUCGAGAGGGCACUCUGCGAGGCCUGCAGGGUCGUCUGUCGGUCCGCCUUCGUCUGUGCCGCGUUGCGCCACAUUGCGGCGGCCGGCGGUGGGAUCCCCUCCCUCCUUGGCAGAGACUGGACUCGUCUCUGCCGGGCGACCCGCUCAGACUUCGGCGCGCCUGGGACCUCCAAGAGCGUCGGCGAACCGCGCGCGGCUCCACAAACUGCGCCUCGGAGAAAAAACGAUCCCCAUGCUGCCGCUGUCGGCGCGCGGCUGCGCGACCUACCGCGCCCCGUGCUCUGCUCGCCCGCGGCUCGCCGCCGAGGUCGGCUCGGCCGCGGAGCCAGCAGGCCGCACCCGGGCGCCGGCGCCUCUUUCGGGCUCCAAGGCCCUGUCAGCCGGUGCCGCGGCGCGCCCGACCGGCGCACCCAGCGCUCUGCCGCGAGUGCCGCUCACAGCCAGAGGCGGGCUCGCCCCUGCGAGAGACGCGGGAGGAUCCACGCGCGGGGCUGCGGCUGGCGCCGUGAUGUCGAGGAGAUUGGGCGCAGCACGAAGCGGCGCGACGGCUCUCGAUCUGCCGCAAGAGAGAGGAAAAGAAAGCGGGAAGACGGGCACUUUGGUGGCGACGCAGGAGGGAGGUGCAUCUGCUGAUGAAUCUGAAUCGCAAGGGUCCGCAAAGCGGUCCUUGCCGGAGACUGAAGCAACGGAAGUCGGGCGGAGUGCCCGCGUCCCUGCUCGUCCGCUGGGCGUCCCGACGCGCCGCGCCCUCACAGCCCGCGGUCGCCUCGCCUCGUCCGCAGUCACCACGGGCCUCACGCGCGCGAGAGCGGGGCUGGGCGAGCGGCUCGCCGACGGGCGCAGCGGCCUGUCCACAGCGCGUGGCGCGGCCCCCGGGAAAGCUGGCGGUUUGGAGACUGCCCGAGGCGAGAUAAAAGGGCGGCCGUCUCCUGCUUCCCCGGUGGAAACGGGCGUAGGUCGCCCUGUUUCGCAGCGGAGCGUCGUGGCUAGGCCCCUAACGGCUAGAGGAGGCUCGGUUUCCGCUGUUCCUCGCCCGGCGAAGCAGACUGGGGAGACACUGUCCACCCCGAUUGAAACGACUCGCAUACCCCCCGCCAGGCUCGGCAGUCUCACGUCGCGUCUCUGCGGCAGCAUUUCCUUCCGGCGGACGUCGCCGGAGAGCGCGUUGCCUGCGAGAGAAGGCGCGUCGAUUGCCCGCCCCACUCGCGCUUCUGCUCUGCGCGCAGUGGAUUCAUCGUUGAUUUCCAAGGUAAGUUCGACGGCGCGGGCCGCGCGGAGACAAACAGUCGUGUCUGAGGCUCUGCCUCCUGCUUGUCCUGAAAGCGGCAAUGUGCGACUGCGGGUGCCUCUGGGAUCGCGCGUAGAGGCGAGCGCCAGAGGAAAAGAUAGUGAGCUCGCGAAGGAGGAGGAGCCUGCGGCGUGCCCUCGAAGCGUGGCGAACACACGCGAUAGAGCAGAGGCCGAAAUUUUCGAAGAGGGAAGACGUCUUCAGUGUGAGAGCGCGCUUAAAAAAGCGGUUUCUGCAUGCGAAAGGAGUGAGGACGGAAGUGAAGCAUUCGCUGGUUGGGUAUCGCAGGGAGACUCUGGUCUGCGGGAUCUCCGCUCGUCAAAAGCGGAUGGGUUCACUUCCACGCGUGACUGCGCCGGAGCAGAUUACAUCCUCUCUGAGAAUCAGGGCAGCCACCCCCCCUGUGGUGGCUUGGCCAUCAGCAACGUCGAGCACGCCGGCGAUGCCCCGUUCCCGGGUCUGUCAGGCGACUACGCGUCCGGUUUCGAGCCAGUGCACAACCUUGAAUUGAGUUCCGCUCCGCCGGACGGUUCAUAUUCGUCCUCGAUAAAACGGUAUCCGCUGCGCCCGUCUGAGCACGGUCCUGCGGCUCGUGCCGGUCCGCAGGCGUCCUUCUGUGACGGCGCACGCCUCCUCGCCAAGCCUGCUGCGUUCGAUUCUUCUUCCCUCUUGUCUAUGCCCAAUCGCCUGCUCCCGGGUGACACCUGCGCCAACCAAGUGGCAUCGCCGCUGACUGUGUUUCAUCCGCUGAAGACCCUCCAGCCUUCGAGGUCACGCACCACCCCGUUCCCCGCCACGUCUGUCCACGUGUAG